This is a messenger RNA of Haemorhous mexicanus (house finch), 1184 nucleotides long. RefSeq names its product chromosome Z C5orf63 homolog (gene CZH5orf63). The record is from RefSeq and is a predicted model, not a curated record. NCBI's taxonomy places the organism in Eukaryota, Metazoa, Chordata, Aves, Passeriformes, Fringillidae. Bases 16 to 552 code for a protein of 178 amino acids. The transcript is spliced from 5 exons.
CUCUGCCCCCUCGGGAUGCGGCUCCCGCGGGAUGCGGCUCCUUGUCGCCGCGGAGGGUCCGGGUACAGGUCUGCUCUGAAUGUCUGGUGGGGUAAAAGCUGCCUGGGGAUCUCCACAGCUGCAGGGUUUGCAGUCCCCACUCCACGUGGACUCCCUCUUCUGUGUCACCUGUUUUCCUGCUCAGCGUUUCCUUGGAUGAUGGUGCUCUCUUUCCUGAGCAGAGCCCUGCCACGAGCCAGGCAUUCACCCAGCCCACUGUGGAGACAACUCUGCUCAGCCACCAGGAAUAAGCCAGUCUUGACUUUAUUCACCAAGAAACCAUGCCCUCUGUGUGAUGAAGCAAAAGAAGUUCUUGAGCCAUACAAGAGAAGGUUUAUUCUGCAGGAGGUGGAUAUUACCCUUCCAGAGAACUCAGCAUGGUAUGAUAAAUACAAACAUGACAUCCCUGUUUUCCACUUGAACGGGAGGUUCCUAAUGAAGCACCGAGUCGACAUUCCAAAGUUUGAGGACCAGCUGAGGAAGCUGGAGUUGCAAAGUGAGGGAAACCAGUGAAGAAAAUGCAGCUGCUCUGAUGCAGAUCGCAAAGGUGAAAAGAACUUUGUGGAAAAAAAAAAAAAAACAUAUUCAUUAACUGGCCUUAAAUUUCUUAGGACUUAUGAGCCUGAAAAACUUGAAUGACUUGUGUUCUGUUUUGUAUUAAUCCCCCAACCCAGCUGCACCAGGAGUUGCCUUUUCUGUGCUGUUCAUUUGCUGCUCUGCUGGGCUGGUGUUCUCUCUGACAGAAUAAAAGCUGCUCCACAACAGCAGAUAAAGUGAACUCUGUUUGUAUGGGGUUGGCAUGGCCAGGUUUGGGUAGUGGGGGGUGGUACAGGGGUGGUUUUUCUGAGGAGCUGCUGGAAGCUUCCCCUGUGUCCAGAUGAGCCAACCAGCUCCAGGAGGGAUCCUCUGGCCACAUCUGAGACCAUCUCUGAUGAGGAGGAAGGAGGAGAGAAUGUUUAAUAAAACAACCACAAACCCUGUUCUCCAUCUCCCUGAACCACUGAGGGGGAGGAGGAAGAGAAAAUUGAGAGUGACGUUAAGCCUUGGAAGAAGGGAAGGGUGGGAUAAAGGAGUUUUAAGGAUUUAGUUUCCUUUGUCUUUAGCCAACUGUGAUUUGAUUGGUAAUAAACUAAUUUCCCUGUGUC